Messenger RNA from Cuculus canorus (common cuckoo), 5108 nucleotides. It is a transcript of the gene FRMD1, whose product is annotated as FERM domain containing 1. Gene Ontology annotation, cellular component: cytoplasmic side of apical plasma membrane; cytoskeleton. The record is from RefSeq and is a predicted model, not a curated record. Lineage: Eukaryota; Metazoa; Chordata; Aves; Cuculiformes; Cuculidae. Bases 197 to 2026 code for a protein of 609 amino acids. Gene Ontology annotation, biological process: positive regulation of hippo signaling. The transcript has 14 exons.
GCGGGUCCCAGCCACCCCCCCGCGCCGCCUUCGGGGCACCGGCGCUCGGGACGCUGCCUCGCUCGGCGCUGGAUGCCGCCCCGGAGAGAAAGGCGGAGACCCGAGAGCGGGGUGACCCCGCGGUUUGUGGGAUGAAGGGAGCUUGACGCCUGCCCGGAGAGGAGACCUCCCCACAACCCUCACGGAGCUGCCCACCAUGAGCAGGGUGCUGCUGGCCGGCAGGAUGCAGCCGGAGAGCCGGAAUGUCUGCGUCUUCCUGCCCACCCGGGAGCAGUUCAGCCUAGUCGUCGGGGUUAAAGCCACCGGACAGGAGCUCUUUCAGCAAGUUUGUGAUUUAGUGAAGAUUAAAGAGCCUCACUUCUUUGGCCUCAGCAUUGUUAAAAAUAAUGAAUAUGUUUUUAUAGACCUGGAGCAGAAGCUUAGUAAAUACUUUUCAAAGGAAUGGAAGAAAGAGACCACCAAAGGAACAGAGAAAUUCAGCCCUCCUUUUGUUGCAUUCUUCAGAGUGCAAUACUAUGUAGAAAAUGGAAGAGUGAUAAGUGAUAAGGUGGCACGGCAGCUCUACUACUGCCAUCUCAAAGAGCAAGUACUUAUGUCUCAUUGCAACCACAAAGAAGAAAUCUACUUCUUGCUGGCUGCCUACAGCUUACAGGCAGACUUGGGCAACUACAGAGAGAAGGUCCAUGCUGGCAAAUACUUUGAACCUCAGGCUUAUUUCCCACAAUGGAUAAUUGCAAAGAGAGGGAGUGACUACAUCUUGAAACAUGCCCCAGAGAUGCACCGAGAACAAGAAGGGCUGAGCGCUAAAGAAGCAGUACUGAAGUUCAUUAAGGAGUCCUGCCUACUGGAAGAUGUGCCUGUCCACUUCUACAGGCUGCAGAAGGAUAAGAAGGAGGAUCGCCCAACUGUUAUCCUGGGCCUGACCCUGAGAGGAAUGCACAUCUAUCAGGAGGUGAACCAUGUUCGCCAGCUCCUCUACGACUUUCCCUGGUCACACAUUGGGAAGCUGGCGUUUCUGGGGAAAAAAUUUGAGAUCCAGCCAGAUGGUUUGCCCUCUGCACGGAAAUUGGUUUACUACACAGGUUGCCCCUUCAGGUCACGGCACUUGUUACAGCUCCUCAGCAACAGCCACCGGCUCUUUCUGAAUAUCCAGCCAGUGUUGAAGCAGAUCCAAAAACUGGAGGAGGCUGAAGAGAAGAAGCGCUACCGAGAGUCCUAUAUCAGUGACACACUAGACAUAGACCUGGACCCGUGUGAUAAGAACUCACGGGGCAGUGGGAGCAGCGGGGGCAGCCAGCGGGAUAACCGUCUCUCACGACAGUCCACGGGCAGUCAUGGCAGCUCUCACACAUCGGGCAUUGAGGCUGACUCCAGGCACCGAGUGUCCGUGGAAAUGUCAGUGGAUGAGCCCUUCAGCAUUGACCGAAUACAUAGGAAAGAGAAAUCCUGCAGCUCAACCAUCAGCUACGGUAGCUCUGGCAUUGACAGUGGCAGCAAAGGACGGGCUGAAGACGACUCUCAGGAUGAUGAGCUUGAGCUGGCAGUAGAUGAGCCAGAGGAGGUGCCUGUAGAUGAGCCUUUAGAGGGAGACCAGUUAGACGAGGCCAUUAUGGGAGAAUCUGUUGACUCUCUUCCUCUAGAUGCUGCUAGCUGCCAAGAUGUAAAUCAGGAAUCACUGUCUGUGGUGCAAGUCACGCUAAUAAAAAUGAGAGGUCGAAGUGUGGAAUCCCUUCACCAGGUUGGAUCACCCAAAAGUAGGAGCUGCACGGACCAGCAUAGCCAGAGUUUGGAUGACAUCCGCCUUUACAAGCACCAGCACCCACCACUAAGUGCCACGCUGUCUUCAGACACAUCCCACAGCUAUACAUUUGGCUGCAGCCUGGAGGAUAAGCUGUCUAUCUAUGGCUGCGUUUAUUCCACAGCAGACUGCAAAACCAAGUCCGCCCUUUACGGGAAGCGAUCUAUGAACUGCCUCUCUUUGGAUCUUCUGGGAGAGGACCAGCUCCCAGAGGAAUUUGUGGUGUAAUGAGAUUUGGAGCAUUUCCAUACCAGGAAAUAGCUCAUCAUGGAAAUAUAUACCUCAUUAACACAUGUGAUGUCACUGUGGUUCUUGCAAGAGAUUGCAAGCGGCUUUGUUUUUCAGCUCCAUAAUCAGUAAGUGGCAUCACUUCUGCAGACCUGACUACAGGGCAAAUCAACUGUGGUGUAGCACUUAACAUUGGCAUUUGAAGUGUCUGCCUGAGCAGAAAAAUGGAAGUGGCCUGCACCAUUAGCAGUGACACAACCAACGUAAACCAAAAACUGGACCAAAACUGAUGCUGAGGUAGUAAAGCAAACACUGUAUCUAAACGGAUUUAUCAGAAACAAAUUUAAAGUCUAUGUCAAUUUAUCUUCCUGCCUUUCUCUUGUGGUCCACUUAUGUUCAUGCUAGUGUACAGGUAGUUUGGUUGUCUUGAGUUUGUGCUGCUGCAAUACUGCCAACAGCUGUCAGGUCAGGAUAUACUCUGAGCACAUUUGGAGGGCUGUGUAUGGAAGUGUCUAGCCUGUUCCUGUUGUAAUGAACACAAGUUGCCUAUUAGCUUUACUGGGAGCAAGAUCUGCUCUGCCAGGCGUUUAUUUCUCUUUCUGUUGUUUUGUUCUAAGCAUCCAGCCAAAUACAAUGUGUGGUGGUCUUUUUUUUUUUUUUUUUUUAAUUGCAACAAAUGGAAGUGUCUCUCAGCUGUCUACUGCUGUCGUUAUACUGAUUAGUAAAUAAAGCUUAUAUCCUUGGGGAGAUGGGGAAAGGGCUAAAACAAGUGACUCUGCUGCUUCUGAGAGUACAGCAGACAGACAGGUUAAGAGUGUUAAUUUACUGGCUGUUGAAGACAGGAGUGUGACUGGAGAAUUUGUCCAGGCAUGAUCACCCCUUACUUUGAAUCAUACUUUUAUGUUGUUCUUUUCUUUGUUUUAAAUAAAUCUGUCCCUUAGACUUUUUUCCUCUGCUUAGGAGGCAAGGAUGAACUGGAGAAAGUCACUUUGGAAGGACAGACAGAGUGACUGUGUCCAACUUAGUCAUACAUAGGUCAUGCAAAUAUGAGUGUGUGGUGUUGCAGGGCUGGUGAUGGUGAAAGCAUAGGGUGUUUGUGUGCCAAACUAAGGGUACUUGUUUGGCGAUGUUGAGUGGUGGAGCUGGCUGCAUUUGCUCUCACUAGUAAAUAAUGAUAAUUAUGCUGUUUGAUUUAAACAUUUGGUGUGGAAAACAUCCUGCUACUUUGUUACAUCCAAAUAAAUGUAUGCUUAUUUUAUUUUUUUCCCCCAUCUUCCACCAGUACCUCCUUCCCUCAUCAAUUCCCAGCAUUUGGGAAGCUUGUACUUACAGUCACGUGUAACCAGUGCCCAGCUUUUCACAACCUUGCAGAUGGGAGCUAAUAAUUUUUUGGCAAACACUAGAAGUAGUCUGAUGCUAUUGUGCUGGCUGAGGAAGUGUGUGUUGUGCAGUAUUGAUCACUCAAAAGCUGAAGAUGGCUGAAUUCAGGAAUAGAAGGAAACCAUACCAUGGUCAGGAGGGUUCGAACUGCUUCUUUGAUUAUAGGCUUGUUGGAUUAGCAGUUGCUGUCUGGUAAAUUGUGUUCCCCUAAACUGUUAAAAUAGCAAAGUCUGUCAUCUCACUAUUUCUGUGCAAGUGAGUAUGGUGUGGAGACAGCAUACAGGUGCAGAUUGAAGUGGCAUCGGUGGCUGUACAUCCUCUGAGAUUAAUCUAGCACCAAACACUAGCUGUGUGUUUGAGGAAUGAAUGAUGGGCACAAGCUCACUGUAGCCACAACUUAAUUUACCAUUUUACCAUGCCCUCUUUGAGUGCACUGUUGUUUUGGUUUUUUGGUUUCUUUUUUUUUUUUUUUUUCUGUAGUGACCAAUUAGGACCUGUGUGUUCACUGUAGCCUCUUGUCCUUUCGUCCAAGCAAAGCCAAAAUGCCUUUACAGAGUACUUCAGGUAUGGUUAAUGCAUCCAAAAUGAACUCGCCUAAAUAGAUGUAAGAGCGUAAAGGAAAUCUGACUACACCUAAGCAGUCAGUCAUGCCCCCUACUGUUAGUUGGGGCCUGUUUGGCCAUAAGCUGUGUAAGACAGGCAUGGCCAAGAUCCAGGAUACCAGUGGCCGUGCUGGUUUUUGCAGCUGCCACAGAGCUGGAGGGAUGGCUCUUACUGCUGCAGUGCCCAUCUGUCUAUGGAAAAGGUGAGGGGAGUUCGGAGUAACAGUCCUGCUAGCCUGUUGCUCUCCCACCUGUGCAGACGUACAGGUACUUGUGGUUCUGGCAAUGGUUGUUAGCAGGGGAAAAAAAAGAUCAAAAUUCAGCAGGUAUAGAUAUUUGAAAGGUGUCAUAAAACAUGGGUACACCAUGCACUCACAUUUGUGCAUGCUUGUGUCAAAGACAAUCACAUUCAUAGCUGCUUCACCCUAACCACCUUACUGAAGUGUUCACUGCCACCACACAGGCUGUCAUUUUCUUUUUUCAGUUAGCAGACAUUCAGUGGAUUUGGUGAAAUGCUGUAUAAUCCUGCUGUUGCUGGUUACAAAAUACACCAAUGCCUGUAAACAGUGUAAUUGGCUCUUGCAUGAGCAUCCACUGCCUUGUUUGUACAUGGGGGUUUCUUGUAUUUAUUCACGGCUGGUGGGAAGGUAAACUUCAGGUCUGACUGUCUUCUCUCAGUGGUCUACACAGCUCCCUCCAGUACUUUAAGUUACAUAUGCAUAUGAAGGGGAGACUGGACACUUUUGUGCGUAGACUGAGAAUGAAUUAAUAUCUUAUAAGCACUGUGAAUAUCUAUUAUGCAAAUUUUUGUAUUCAUAUGGAAAAAAACCCACAAAACCUGUUCCUGUUAGUAAUAGAUAUAGGUUUUUGUUUGUCUUUGGAUUUAGGUCUCUUAUUUUGGGGUUUGAUAGUUUAGUAGAGGGUAAUGUGUAAGCAUUUAUCAGCUGAUGUUAGAAACUAGCUGCCAAUAUUUGUAUAUAUUUGUAAAAUACUUGUGGUAUAAUCACUAUUUUAAUGGUAAAAGUUUCUCCUUUCUAUGAAAGGAAUUUCUUGUUUGAAAUAAAGUAUAAAUAAUUAUAUGUACACCUGCAAUAAAGUCU